AUGCGCCGUCAGAGCUCGACCGUCAUCUCCGCGAGAACCUUGCCGUGCUUGUUGUCCCACGGAUCGCCACAGGCCGGCGGCGUCGAGGAUGAGAGGAGCCCGUCGGGUUCGCCAAAGGCGGUCCGUCGACAGGCGCCAACGCCCGAGAGCCCCUUCAGCAGUGGCAGCACGCACAGUGCUCUCGGAGGUUUGAUCAAGACAAAGGAAGAGGCUAGGUUCUUCAUCUAUUAUGUCCGGCACCUAUCUCCGUGGGUAGACAUCUGUGACACGAGAAGUCACUUUGCGACCGAGGUUCCUCGCCGCGCGCUGCAUGAGCCGCUGCUGGCCUACGCAUUGAUUGCUUGUGCAUCCCGCCAGCUCAGCUUUAUUUCAUCUAUUGGCAACUUUGACCCGGCCCUCUAUUACAGCCGAGCUCUGAGCCUUCUCAUUUCGAAGCUCAGCGGCCCCGUUGAAGAUCUCGAUGAAAAUAUACUGGCGGCCUUAAUCCUCCUGCGCACCUAUGAGGAGAUCACGGGUAGGCUUGGAAGCAUGUCGGUCAGAGAUGCCAUGACCGUCGAGCAGGACCCAAGCGACGACACCGCCACGCAUCUCUCGGGCGUCACUCAGCUCUUGAAUUCCGUGUCAAACUAUAUGGGCAAAGGAGGGCUGGGUGAGGCGGCGAGCUGGAUCGUGCUUCGGCAGGACAUGUACUUUUCCAUGACCCGGUCGCACCCCUUGCGAACUCGUCUAGAAUGCUACAAGGCGUCCUCGUGCUUUACAGAUGACUCGCCCGAAUCCAUUGUCAACAGGAUCGUUCUCAUAUGUGCCAAGAUCCAAGCCCAUGCCUUUGGGCCCGCAGGACGGGCGACCGUGCAGCAAUGGGAUCAGCUUAGAGCCGAGGCCGAGGCGUGGUACGAGUCUCGACCUUGGGACUUUAGGCCCAUGUGGGUUGAGGAUGGUGAUGUCUUUCCAAAGGCCUGGCUAAGCCAGUCAGUUCAGGUCAUGGGAUACCAACAAUAUUAUCUCUCAUUAAUGCUCCUUGCCAUCUUUGACCCGCGCCUUUGGGAGCCGGGUUUUGAGAGUUUUCGACAGCGGCGCACUACAGAGGAAAUUGUCCACGAAAACAUUAGGUUAAUCAUGGGACUUGCUAUCAGCAAUCCCUCUGGCAUGACCAACAAAUUUAUCGCGUCUCAUGCACUGCAGGCCUGCGGUACCUAUCUCACUGACCCAGAGGAGCAGAAAGAGGCACUGAAAUUUCUCGAUGAAGUAGAAACACAAUGUGGUUGGCGCACAAAGCCAGUAGUAGACAAACUCUUGGCUGCAUGGUCAAUGCGAUAA
Molecule: messenger RNA, 1317 nt
Organism: Pestalotiopsis fici W106-1
Lineage: Eukaryota; Fungi; Ascomycota; Sordariomycetes; Amphisphaeriales; Sporocadaceae
Exons: 5
Coding region: 1-1317 (438 amino acids)
Biological process (GO): positive regulation of transcription by RNA polymerase II
Cellular component (GO): nucleus
Molecular function (GO): transcription cis-regulatory region binding; DNA-binding transcription factor activity
Source: RefSeq, a predicted model, not a curated record